AUGACCGGGCUCCUCCUGUCGAACCAGAACGUCAGCAAAGACAUUCCAUUCCCGACGAACGUGCCUCCAAAGAACGAAACGGACAGUCUACUCUUUCUACAGGCGCCUUGCUUUCAUACGCCCGGAAAUUACAUACAAGGCUGGAAUGUCUAUCUCAUGAUUCUCGUGUGGUAUGCAAUCUCCAUACUAGCAGAGCUGGGCCGAUGUUGCUACCGACGCAAGGGCAGGAACCGCGGCGACGGACAGACGAACGGUAUACUUGAACGCGACGAGGGUGGACAGAGUGAGGAAGACGACGCCACGUCUUUCAUUCAACUCGUGCCUGUUAUCUUGACCGGGCUGACGGCGUUCACAUUCCUCUCAAUGCUCAGCGGUCGGCCAGCAGCGUAUCUAAGCACAGUAACCAGCGCGCAUGGAGUUAAUUGGGAUUACAACGGUUUCUCUCACUGCAACAAGUCUCGGUGCAGACUUUUCGUCAAUCCGGAAAAGUAA
Messenger RNA from Colletotrichum phormii, 492 nucleotides. RefSeq lists its product as uncharacterized. Lineage: Eukaryota; Fungi; Ascomycota; Sordariomycetes; Glomerellales; Glomerellaceae. The record is from RefSeq and is a predicted model, not a curated record. The coding region runs from base 1 to 492 and encodes 163 amino acids. The transcript is spliced from 4 exons.